This is a messenger RNA of Letharia columbiana, 300 nucleotides long. RefSeq lists its product as uncharacterized. Lineage: Eukaryota; Fungi; Ascomycota; Lecanoromycetes; Lecanorales; Parmeliaceae. Bases 1 to 300 code for a protein of 99 amino acids. The record is from RefSeq and is a predicted model, not a curated record. The transcript has a single exon.
AUGGACAAAGUCAGAUCUUUCUCGCCCAAGGAUCGACGCAAGGGCAACAAAAGAGCUGGAGCCGGUGUACCGAAUGGCCGGCAGGCUGGUUUUUUGGAAGUGAGGCAUGAUAAAUUGCAAAACGGGACGGACACCAUCCACACGGAUGGCAAUGGAAGUAUGGAUCAUGCGGGCCAGCAGGCAUCAAGAGAGCCCAGCGAACAGGUUACAAACGGAAAAUAUGCUCCAGAUGCUACCGACGAGACGUCCACUGCACACUUAGUGGAAGGGGUAACGACAAAUACUUUCGACCAGCAAUAG